AUGGGUGUCUCGGCCGGCGGGUCUCAGGCGUACGUCGUGUCUCCGGGCUACGUUCCUGGUGCCGGUCACCACCAUGGUGAGCAGUUCUGGCAGAACGUGUCGUCUGCAGUUGGUUGCGACGGGACUGUAUGCAUGCAGCCCCGUGUGGAUGGCUUCAUCAUCCCGGACACGUACGAAGCUAACGUGUACCAGGGACAUUUCAACUUUUCGGGUCCGUGUGUGAUCUCGCAUGAGCAGCACGAGGCCAACUCGCAGGCUUACAGCGGCAUCGACACCCAGGAGGAUGUGUCGACGUAUCUACGCAUCUUCUUCCCCGCAAUAACGGACGAUGUGAUCGAGGAGCUGCUGGAGCUGUACCCGGAGAACGACUACGAGAGUGCUGGUCUUCGCUUCGCCGACAUGAAGCAGUCGUUCGAUCUGACCGGCAAGAACCUGGCCUUGACGCACGCCCUGAAUAACCAGACGUGGAACGCCGAGGUUGCUCUCGGUUCAGCCACACACGGUACUGAUCAAAGCUACUACUGGUACAGCACGUACACGCUGUCGACGUCGUCGAGUAGCUCGUCGGACAGUACGACGGCGAUCUCGACGGCUUCAUCCGGUGCUUCAACGGCCUCUGUAGGUGAUACUGGCGGUAUGGGAAUGACGGACGGUAGCUCCACUGGCGGUCCGGGUGGUGCCGGUAGCAUGGGUGGCAGCUCGUCAGUGAAUGCUACGAUCGCCGUCAUGAUGCAGAAGUUCCUUCUCUCCUUCGUGCUCACCGGCAAUCCGAACUCCAUGUGGGCCGACGACAAGAUCUACUGGCCGCAGUACAACGAGUCGAGCACGGGCACUCAGAUCGUGUUCAACGACACUUUCACGGCUUCGGACGAUGACCUCGCCAGCGCUAAGAGUUUGUUCUGGAACAAGGCUCUGUGGUACUAG
This is a messenger RNA of Phytophthora infestans T30-4, 924 nucleotides long. RefSeq lists its product as uncharacterized. Lineage: Eukaryota; Oomycota; Peronosporomycetes; Peronosporales; Peronosporaceae. The transcript is spliced from 3 exons. The record is from RefSeq and is a predicted model, not a curated record. The coding region runs from base 1 to 924 and encodes 307 amino acids.